UCGGGAAGACUUACCGGUGCCGUUUCCAAGGGAGCCCCGCGCGCCGGGAAAAGAGCGGCGGCGGCGGCGGCGGCGGGCUGGGCACCGUGGCCAUGGCGGACUAUUCCACCGUUCCCCCUCCCUCCUCGGGCCCGGCCGGCGGCGGAGGAGGCGGAGGAGGAGGAGGAGGAGGCGGCGGGGUCAACGACGCCUUCAAAGACGCGCUGCAGAGAGCACGACAGAUUGCAGCCAAAAUUGGUGGUGAUGCAGGGACAUCACUGAAUUCAAAUGACUAUGGUUAUGGAGGACAAAAGAGACCUUUAGAGGAUGGAGAUCAACCAGAUGCUAAGAAAGUUGCACCUCAGAAUGACUCCUUUGGAUCACAGCUACCACCACCAAUGCACCAGCAACAAAGAUCAGUAAUGACAGAAGAGUAUAAAGUUCCAGAUGGAAUGGUGGGAUUUAUAAUUGGCAGAGGAGGUGAACAGAUCUCACGUAUACAGCAAGAAUCUGGAUGCAAAAUACAGAUAGCUCCUGAUAGUGGAGGACUACCUGAAAGAUCUUGCAUGUUAACUGGAACACCUGAAUCUGUACAAUCGGCAAAACGGUUACUCGACCAGAUUGUUGAAAAAGGAAGACCUGCGCCUGGUUUUCAUCAUGGAGAUGGACCGGGAAAUUCAGUCCAAGAAAUCAUGAUUCCUGCUAGUAAGGCUGGAUUAGUUAUUGGAAAGGGUGGCGAGACUAUUAAACAACUUCAGGAACGAGCCGGAGUCAAGAUGGUCAUGAUUCAGGAUGGACCACAGAACACUGGUGCAGACAAGCCUCUUCGGAUUACAGGAGACCCUUAUAAAGUUCAGCAAGCCAAGGAAAUGGUAUUGGAGUUAAUCCGUGAUCAAGGUGGUUUUAGGGAAGUGCGAAAUGAAUAUGGAUCAAGAAUAGGAGGAAACGAAGGCAUAGAUGUCCCCAUUCCACGAUUUGCUGUUGGCAUUGUAAUAGGAAGAAAUGGGGAGAUGAUCAAGAAAAUACAGAAUGAUGCUGGUGUAAGAAUUCAGUUUAAGCCAGAUGAUGGAACAACUCCAGAUAGAAUAGCACAAAUUACAGGACCGCCAGACAGAUGUCAACAUGCCGCAGAGAUUAUCACAGACCUGCUUCGAAGUGUUCAGGCUGGUAAUCCUGGUGGACCAGGACCCGGUGGUCGAGGACGAGGUAGAGGUCAAGGCAACUGGAACAUGGGACCACCUGGUGGACUACAGGAAUUUAAUUUUAUUGUACCAACUGGAAAAACUGGAUUGAUAAUAGGAAAAGGUGGUGAAACUAUAAAGAGCAUAAGCCAACAGUCUGGUGCUCGAAUAGAGCUACAGAGAAAUCCUCCUCCAAAUGCAGAUCCUAAUAUGAAGCUAUUUACCAUCCGCGGAACACCCCAACAGAUUGACUAUGCUCGGCAGCUCAUAGAAGAAAAGAUUGGUGGUCCAGUCAACCCUCUGGGCCCACCUGUUCCCCAUGGACCCCAUGGUGUUCCAGGACCUCAUGGACCCCCAGGCCCCCCUGGCCCGGGAAAUCCAAUGGGCCCCUACAAUCCUGCUCCUUACAACCCCGGCCCUCCUGGGCCUGCUCCUCAUGGUCCUCCAGCUCCCUAUGCCCCACAAGGGUGGGGAAAUGCUUAUCCACACUGGCAGCAGCAGAAUCCUCCUGAUCCAGCAAAACCAGGAACCGACCCAAAUUCAGCAGCAUGGGCAGCUUAUUAUGCUCACUAUUAUCAGCAGCAAGCACAGCCACCACCUGCAGCACCAACUGGUGCCCCAAAUACAGCUCAAACUAAUGGACAAGGAGACCAGCAAAAUCCCGCUCCAACUGGACAGGUUGAUUAUACCAAGGCUUGGGAAGAAUACUACAAAAAAAUGGGUCAACAGGGGCAAACACAGGAUUAUUCAAAGGCUUGGGAGGAAUAUUACAAGAAGCAAGGGCAAGCAGUUCCGGCUCCCGCCGGGGCACCUCCGGGAGGCCAGCCAGAUUACAGUGCGGCCUGGGCCGAGUACUAUCGACAGCAGGCAGCCUACUAUGCCCAGACAAGUCCACAAGGAAUGCCACAGCACCCUCCGGCACCCCAGUGCCUUCCCAGAUCUUCCACCUUAGGUUCUGCUGCAAAAAGCAACAGUGCUGAAGAUGCUGCAAGCACCAAAUCAUAGCUCAUAGAAUCAGGUCCUGAGAUAGUUACUGCCCAUAAAGAGGAAUCCUUUGAGUGUAUGCCAUUGGUGAGCCGAUGAGCAUGGACCAUAGAAGGGCUCCAUGUAGAAGGUAAAAUUGGCAAAACGUAAUGGAGAAAUGAAAUGUAUUCCCAUACGUAAUGAACAUAAUGAUAUAGGGUAUAUGUUCCUGUCUGAUCACUUUUCAUUUUUAAAGUGCUAUUCACUUGAUCAUAAAUGUUCUGUGAACUGUUCAAUUUCUUAAGUUAUGUAGCUGCUACUCCACCACCUGUCUUCACCUCUAUUUUCUAAAAGACAAGCAUAGAUAUACGCUUACAUGUUUUUUAAAGCUACGAAGCUCUUUAAAAUCCUUGAGCCAAAAUAUUUUGAUGAGUUGUAGUUUGUCUUUUUUUAAACAGAAGAAAAUAUAGAUAUGUGCUCGUAGGUAUGACAUUCAAAAGCUUGUUUUGGGGGGGUUGGGAUUGUUUCUCUCUUUCUUGUUUUUUUUGUGUUUUUUAAAAAUCAUAAGCAUAAACUGAUACCGGCAUUUUUGGCACUGACUUUACAGUGAAAUAAAUGGAAAACAGAAAAGGUGAGCCAGUUCAUUUGACUGCAAUGGAUGCUAGGAGUGUUGGGAAGAGAUGCUUAGACUAGUUUGUGACAUUACAUUGAUUUAUGCAGUCUUGAAAGAAUUCAGGGAAUGCUUGUUUUUCUCUCAGCCCUCUUCGGUAUAGAUGACGGCAGUAAAUCCCUUGGUUCUUAAUUUUUAAUUAAAAUAGUACUUGUGACUUGUGAACCUCUGUCUUUUGAAUUGGUGGGUUAAGUAGAAAAUGUUCAGACAGAACUCUAGUUGAAGCAUAUAGAACUUUUCAUUUAUGUAGGGUAUGGGAGAUGUCUAACCUAGAAUGACUGUAGAAUUUGAAGUUUAGGGAGUAAUUUCAUGACUAGGUAGGUACACAUCCGUGGAAAAGAUAAAAAUUUUGCUUUUCCAAGUCAAGUGGCUUUUAUUGUCGCACUAAUUUGAGGGAGGGUGGAGAGAAGAGGUUUUAUAAAUCGGAACUUGGCAAAAGCAACACUAGCUAGGGUUUGACUUGCUUUAGUGAUACACCUAUAAAACUCUUAAAUGUGUUUGCACAUAUAUAUAUAUAUUUUUCUUAUGUGUGCUCGAUGCAUUUUCGUCCUGAGAAAAGUGUUCUCUACAGAAACUACCCGUGUGUAAAAAGAAGAUUGGCUUUAAAAGGCUACUGUGAUGGAAACAGUGUCUUAGGGAGAUGCAGCUUGGACUUGAGGUAAAUUGAAUGUUUUACAAACCGUGGCUUAGAGCUUGCUAAAGUGACAUUAUAAUAAGGGUACCCAUUACUGUAGUUUUGUAUUGUUCAUGGUUUUCUCAAUAAAUGUAAGCUAAUGCAUA
Messenger RNA from Tachyglossus aculeatus (Australian echidna), 3573 nucleotides. RefSeq names its product far upstream element binding protein 1 (gene FUBP1). Gene Ontology annotation, biological process: regulation of DNA-templated transcription. Lineage: Eukaryota; Metazoa; Chordata; Mammalia; Monotremata; Tachyglossidae. The record is from RefSeq and is a predicted model, not a curated record. Gene Ontology annotation, cellular component: nucleus; cytoplasm. Gene Ontology annotation, molecular function: mRNA binding. Bases 93 to 2165 code for a protein of 690 amino acids. The transcript is spliced from 23 exons.